Hibiscus syriacus is the source of this 927-nucleotide messenger RNA. RefSeq names its product probable inactive linolenate hydroperoxide lyase. Gene Ontology annotation, biological process: sterol metabolic process. The coding region runs from base 1 to 927 and encodes 308 amino acids. The record is from RefSeq and is a predicted model, not a curated record. Lineage: Eukaryota; Viridiplantae; Streptophyta; Magnoliopsida; Malvales; Malvaceae. Gene Ontology annotation, molecular function: monooxygenase activity; oxidoreductase activity, acting on paired donors, with incorporation or reduction of molecular oxygen; iron ion binding. The transcript has 4 exons.
AUGGCGGUGAUGGUCAUGACCGACCGAUCGAUCGGUGACCAUGAAAGGGGGAAAGCGAGAACGAAGAAGGGGGAGCUCAAGAACUUCGCUUUAGACAUCCUGAAGCGUGGCUCCAAGGUGUGGGUGGAGGUAUUCUUCGACACCAUUGAAUGCGACAUCUCCAAAAACGGCUCCUCCUCCUUCCUCUCACUCCUCCAAACCUUCCUCAGCAAGUCCCUCAUCGGAGCCGACCCUACCCUCGAUCCUGGCGUCGCCGAUUCCGGUCCCUUGUCGAUCAACCUAUGGCUCGGCCUCCAACUCCUCCCCACCAUCCCUAUCCUAGCUUUUCAGCCCCUGCUUGAGAUACUUCUUCACUCCUACGCCUACCCUUUUGCACUCGUAAGUGGAGGCUACCGAAAACUCUACAGCUUCAUCGAGCAGCACGGCGCCAUAGCUGGUGAUAAAACCGGGCUACAAGCUAGGUUAAGAGACGAAGUGAGGAAAGUAUGUGGAUCACCGGCAGUUAAAGACACGGAGCUCGUGAAUUCCGUCGUUUACGAGGCGUUGCGUCUGAACCCGCCGGUACAACUUCAAUACGCUCGAGCCAGGAAGGAUUUUCAACUCACUUCUCAUGACUCGGUUUUCGACAUUAAGAAAGGUGAGUUGCUUUGUGGAUAUCAGCCUUUGGCCAUGAGGGAUGGUAAAGUUCUCGAAGAACCGGAGAGUUUUAAACCAGACAGGUUUGUGGGGACAGGGAAAGAAUUGCUGAAUUACUUGUUCUGGUCGAACGGACCGCAGACCGGGUCACCGAGUGAGACGAAUAAGCAAUGUGCAGCAAAGGACUAUGUGACACUGUCGGCUUCGUUGAUUGUAGCUCACAUGUAUAAAAGGUAUGGUUCAAUCAGUGGGGAUGCCGGUUCAAUCACAGCCGUCAAGAAGGCAAAUUAG